Molecule: messenger RNA, 627 nt
Organism: Danio aesculapii
Lineage: Eukaryota; Metazoa; Chordata; Actinopteri; Cypriniformes; Danionidae
Gene: neurog3
Product: neurogenin 3
Exons: 1
Coding region: 1-627 (208 amino acids)
Molecular function (GO): protein dimerization activity
Source: RefSeq, a predicted model, not a curated record
AUGACUCCAAGACCCUCAUGCGAUUUGGUAGGAAGGAACGGGACCUUUAAAUCUAACUGGGGUUCAGCCUCAGAACCCAAAUCUGGCUCCACAGACAUUACCAAAAGUCAGCGAAUGAAAUACAACAGUGAAGCUGAGCUUGCCUCUAAAGAAUGGUCAUUUACCUUUAGAGAAGACAAAACAAACAAUAGAAGACUGAAGAAACACGUGUCAACAAGCAGACAGCGUGGAAAUCGCAGAGUGAAGGCAAACGACAGAGAAAGGCACCGCAUGCAUAAUCUGAACUCGGCUCUGGAUAAUCUGAGAAGCGUCUUGCCAACUUUUCCUGAUGACGCAAAACUGACCAAAAUCGAGACUUUGAGAUUCGCGCACAAUUACAUUUGGGCGUUGUCAGAAACUUUGAGAAUUGCAGAUCACGUUCGACAGAGGUCAAUACACGCCCGGGAUCAGGAGAACCUUGCGGUGCCAAGUGCGUGUUUGGAUGUGCGCCACAGCGCGUCGAGCGCAUGCGCCUCCAAAUGGCACUCCACAAACUCAUCAUCAAAUUGGCAGGAAACACAAGGCUUUUACACUGAUUUGUUACUAGAGGAAUUUAACGGGAAUUUUCAGGACAAUCUUACUUUUUGA